Messenger RNA from Schizophyllum commune H4-8, 1033 nucleotides. RefSeq lists its product as uncharacterized. NCBI's taxonomy places the organism in Eukaryota, Fungi, Basidiomycota, Agaricomycetes, Agaricales, Schizophyllaceae. The transcript has 5 exons. Gene Ontology annotation, cellular component: plasma membrane; growing cell tip; cell division site. Bases 135 to 737 code for a protein of 200 amino acids. The record is from RefSeq and is a predicted model, not a curated record.
CGAACAUUGAACUGAGCUGCACGUCACUCGUUGGUUGAGGCAGUGACGAGGGCCCUGGCACUGCUGCGUAUAUAAACCUUGCCCUUGUUCGCGCGCGCGGGUGCUACCAAGAUACCCUCUGUCCUCUGCCCGCCAUGCUGCAGUCCAUAUCACCCCUGCUGACGUUUCCUGCGUUCAUCCUGCUUCUUUUCGUGUCCCUCUCGACACCCAUCAUCAAGUCCAUCCACCUGUUUUCUGUGACGUCUGAGCUCAGCACAAACGUCUUUGGUGCGGAUGUUGGAGUCUCUGGUUAUGCCAACUUCGGCGUGUGGGGGUACUGUACCUCCAACAUCGAGAUCUCAGGUGUUUCAGACCUCGAGGACACCAUCUCGAAGGUGACCACGGCGGCCCUCGUGUUGCAUCCUAUAGCAUGCGGCUUGACGUUCCUCGCCUUCCUCGUUUCCGUGCUCAUGGUCUGCCGGGGACGUGAUGGCCCAGCCCGUCUGCCGUCAAUCUGCUCGCUGCUUUGGGGGAUUUUUGCAGCCGUUCUAACGACCGCGGUCUUCCUCAUCGACAUCAUCUUUGUCGCGAUCGUCCGUAACAAGGUCCGCGACAAGAGCGAUGACCAGGUCGACUUGCAUUUUGAUGCUGCUAUUUGGAUGGUUCUCGCCGCCGCUGUCGCUUUGUGGGUUAGCCUAAUCGGAGGUUGCUGUGGAGUUUGUGCGUGUGGCGGACGCGGACGCAAGGAUAAGUAUUAGUCGCGCGGCGUCCUAUGAUGUCCUCCAUCAUUCUGAGAUGCUCGGCGGCCUACCCUGAUAGAUGACAGCGACUAGACACGGUUCCAUACUCACAGCGAGACAUCUAUAGUGUGUAUUUACCUCUCCUUCACCGUUCUUCGGACUGGACUAUCCUUACUUCACGUCUUUACGAAAUCCUAUAUUUCUAUUUAGUGGGACGACCUUUUGAGUAGGCGUUCCGACACGGACAAAACGUUCAGUUUGAGUGUUCCCCCAUUGGGCAAAUAAUGCGAGCGUGGGCCCGCAUGCACCGAGCG